Molecule: messenger RNA, 6522 nt
Organism: Melospiza georgiana
Lineage: Eukaryota; Metazoa; Chordata; Aves; Passeriformes; Passerellidae
Gene: PASD1
Product: PAS domain containing repressor 1
Exons: 21
Coding region: 230-2638 (802 amino acids)
Biological process (GO): circadian regulation of gene expression; regulation of transcription by RNA polymerase II
Cellular component (GO): CLOCK-BMAL transcription complex; nucleus; cytoplasm
Molecular function (GO): DNA-binding transcription factor activity, RNA polymerase II-specific; protein dimerization activity; RNA polymerase II cis-regulatory region sequence-specific DNA binding
Source: RefSeq, a predicted model, not a curated record
GAAGGAGGGGACCCGCACCUGCAGCCCCUGGGAAGAGCCUCCGCUGCAGGGCUGGGACGCGGCACUCGCCGCUCCGCCCGACCUUCUUCUGACACUGCCAGGACGGUCCCAGGAUUAAUUUUUCUCCGUCUCCAUUUACAUGGUGAUAAGAAGUGCUAAUCCCACUCUGUCAGUCUGGACUGAUGAAUCUGAGGAAUAGAACAGAGCCCUGUGUUGUGUAAACGAACUGAUGGAUGAAGAUGAGAAGGACAGGGCAAAGAGGGCAUCACGCAACAAAUCUGAGAAGAAGAGGAGAGACCAGUUCAAUGUCCUCAUUAAGGAGCUUUGCACCAUGCUGCAGGGCCAUGGCCACCCUCUCAAGAUGGACAAGUCCACAAUCCUGCAGAGGACCAUCGACUUCCUACAGAAACAGAAAGAAAUCACAGCACAGACAGAAGCCUGUCAGAUUAGACAAGACUGGAAGCCUUCAUUUCUUAGCAACGAGGAGUUCACCCAGUUGAUGUUAGAGGCACUGGAUGGCUUUCUCAUUGCUCUUACCACUGAUGGGAUUAUUAUUUAUGUGUCUGACAGUGUUUCAUCUCUGCUGGGACACUUACCGUCAGAUUUGGUGGACCAAAAUAUAUUGAACUUUCUGCCUGAGGGGGAGCAGAGCGAGGUGUACAAGCUGCUUUCUCCACAUGUGCUCAUGACAGAUCCUGUUGCAGCUGAUUUUCUCAAUGCAGAAAAACAAAUAGAGUUUUGUUGCCAUUUAGCAAGAGGCAGCUUAGAUCCAAAUGAACCCCUGAUGUAUGAAUAUGUGAAAUUUGUAGUGGAUUUUAAAUAUUUUACUCAUGUGCCUACGCCCUCCUGUAAUGGCUUUGAGUCAGCUAUUGCACGGGCUUUCAGGUCAGCCCCGGAGGAGCAGAUCUGCCUGGUGGCCACCGUGCGCCUGGUCACGCCACAGUUCCUCAAGGAGCUCUGCAACGUUGAAGAGCCGUGUGAAGAAUUUACAUCGAGGCAUAGUUUAGAAUGGAAGUUUUUAUUCUUGGACCACAGGGCUCCACCUAUUAUAGGAUAUUUGCCCUUUGAGGUUCUGGGAACGUCAGGGUAUGAUUACUACCACGCAGAUGACCUGGAGCUUCUUGCUAGGUGCCAUGAACACUUGAUGCAGUUUGGAAAAGGCAAAUCCUGUUACUAUAGGUUCCUGACCAAAGGGCAGCAGUGGAUAUGGCUGCAGACUCACUACUACAUCACCUACCACCAGUGGAACUCCAAGCCUGAGUUCAUUGUUUGCACUCAUCUGGUAGUUAGUUACGCAGAGGUUCGGGCUGAGAGAAGACGAGAUCUUGGCCUUGAAGAGUCAUCAAUUGAACUGGCAUCCUCUUCUCUAAAGAGCCACAGCAGCUACCUGGAGGUGGGGCAGUGCGGCAGCAGCCAGGACGCCAGCCGGGAGGGAGUGUCGCUGUCCUCGCACAGCUCCCGGCGCUCCUCGCACACCACCCUGUCCGACUCCACCUCCACAUCGUCCAUGCGGCGCACGGACACCAGCACGCCCACGCGGCCCGGGGCUCCGGGGGACAAGGCCGCGCUGCGGCUGGCAGCGCCCGGCGGCGCCCAGCCAGUGUACCAUUUCCCCACCCAGCUGGGGAUGAUGCACCAGCUGAAGGAGCAGCUGGAGGAGAGGACUCGCAUCCUGCAGGCUGACAUCAAAACACAGCAAGAGGAGCUCCAUGUCAUCAAGGAGCAGCUCCAGCUCGUGCAGGACUCCAACCUGCAGAUGCUGAUGCAGCAGCCGAUCCCCGUCAUCCUCAACGCCGCCGUGCAGCAGCCGGGCCCCCGGCGGCCCCAGGGCACGCCCCGGCACAGCGCGGCCAAGAAGGCGCAGCAGCCAGCCCUGCCCGGGACAAAGCAGCACUGCAGCCCCCAGCUGCUGUCGCCGCAGCCAUUCCUCAGGGACCCCUGUGGCACUGCCCCCCAGGUACAGCAGCAGAAGCAGCAGCACCCCAUGAGAGGAAGCCAAGGCCAGCAAACGUGUGUGCCAGGGCAGGGCAGCAUCCCAGUGCCCUUCUACAACAGCCCCAUGGUGUUCUCCCAGGCUCACCCCAUCGCCGUGGCUGCACAGGUGCCCACUGACAGCACUGAGAGGCAGACACCAGCUGAGUACAGCCAGGACAGGAGCCUCAGGAUGCUGUUGGAUCAGUCCAUCCAAGCCAUGAUGCCCACAGCCAACAGCAGCUGCCAGCCCGUGCAGAGCAGUGCCAGCAGGCAGCAAGGAAAGUUUGUUGCAGAGCAGCAGGGCCUGGCUCCCCCAGCAGCACAGGUGCCGCCAGCCACCUGCAGCCCCGCCCGGCCUGCAGCCCCGCCGCCCAUCUUCUCGCCGUCCCUCCUUGUCCCACACUCCAGCUUCGCCUCCCACCAGCCCAGCACACCCCUGCACCUGCACCAGUGGCCACAGCAGCAGGUUCAGCAGCACCGCCUCUACCUUCAGAUGCAGGGUCCCGAGCUGGUGCCUGGGGCUCCGACGCAGCGCAUUUUCCAGCCGCCCCACGCCCCGCAGCAGAACCCCCUGAGCUACUUCCUGCACCCACAGCAGCAGAGCCACCACACACAGGGCCAGCCCUGCAACCUGCCUGACCUGCCCGAGAUGCAGCUGCCCUGAGGUCGCUUGUGGGGACAAGGAGCACACAGUGCAGCCGCCGCGCCCGGCGCGCACGGGAGAGCACAGAGCUGUCAGAGCACGGCGCCGGAGAGGUCGGGCUCAUGGGGAGGGGUGCCUGCAGGGAUGGAUGGUCUCUGACAGGGGUGCAUGGCUGCAGGGGCCUGCUUUGGGGGAUUGCCAUGCAGCCAGAUGCAUGGGAUGUAUUCCAUGAUGCUGUUCCAGCAGCAGGGUGUGCCCUGGCCCAGCACCAUGGUGCCACUGGGAGUGGUGCCUGUUGCUGCAGGGAGGGCAGGUAUCGGCAUCAGGCCGUCAUGGAGCUCGGUUUGCAAUGGAAAAAAACCUUUUUCCAUUCAGGACUUCAAUGCUGAAAGUCACUGUGAAUUUAAGCUCGGCAUUUGGAGCACAUAGACUGUACCAGUCCACAGGACACCAUUGGAUUUCCAUGUACAUAACUUGUUUUGCUGUAGUAGGUCCAUUGUGAAUUCUUUUUCCUUUUUCUAUACCUCAGUCCCGCAGAUUUUUUUCCAGGAGUUUGGAUAAUGCUGCUAAUUUAUGUAACACCACUUUUGCCUGAAUUUCUUACUGUUGUUAUACCAGCUCACAUCGCAGCUAGUUCAAUAUUUGUCAUGUUUUAUUUUUGGUUAACAAGUGAAGAUAAAUUUGUAUGGUUUUUACUCCCUGUAGCCAAAUAUUUUUCAGGUUACAGACAAAGAAUCUUUACUCCUUUUUUUUUGUUGUUGUUUCAAGUGAUGUAGUUGUAAAUGUUUCUAUUCGUAAAAACAAACAAACAAACUUGCAUAGAACAGCAUAUGACAGCAAACUUUGUGGUUUUGCUAGGUCAUAUUUCAAUUUGGCAAACCCAAAAUGUAUAAUCACAACACACGAUGUUACAAGCCCAUAGGGUCAGCAAUAAAUUGUAUUUUUGUAAAUUGUCACUUUUUAACUGUAAGUUUAUAUUUAUGAAUUGAAAAGCCAGUUUAUUCCUCAGUGGGUGUAUAGUCAAGUGUCCCUACUGUUUGUGUCUUUCCAAAGGAAAACUUUGAAAGUACAUUUUUGGAGUGUUAGUAGCUGAGUACUAACUUUGGGCAUUGUUAGAGCCCAAAUGUAGAUGGGUUUGGCCAUUACUAUAAACUUUGCAAGGCAGUGAAGGCAGUGGUUAGUUAGGACCAGGGAGCAGAGGACCAUUAGGACCAGAGCAGUAAAGCUCUAGCUGGCAGACAGAGCAAGGUUUAGAGAGGAGUUAUUAGUUCCUAAUGUCUGUUGAAACCCAAGUGAAGAAUGCUUGGGUUUGCCUUUUUUUUUUUUUUUUUUUUUUUUUUAAAUAUGGUGUUUUGGGGUUUUUUUUUGUUUCCUUCUUUUCCUUCUGCACGCCUGUUUCUGGGCCCUUGCAGCACUGCAGCAGUUCCUGGUGUUCCUGGUGGGGCAGCUUUUGGCACAAGCAGCUGCCAGGAGCCCUGUGUUUUAGAAAAGGGCACAGCAGGGCUCCAGGGGCUGUUCCAGCAGCUCCUCCCGGGCAGGGGAUGGGGUUUUGCUGUGCCACAUUGCCUGGGGCAGUGGCAGGACAGGCUGCUGGAGCUGGGGUCAGCCAGGAGCUUUCAGGGACUGGUGCAGGGCCCUGGGGUGCUUUGGUGUUUGGCCAGGGCAGAGGUGGAUUUGUGAAAAAGCUGUGCCAACCCCUGGCUAUUCAUGGGUCCCCUUCCUUGGGCAAAAGCAGCUGCAUGGUUGGCUUUGACUGGGACACUGAAUGCACAGCUCCCAGACACGAUGGAUCCUGGGUUCAGAGCAGCAUAAAGACAUUUUUCCCCACAUGCAGCGUGCUGGGGAAUGUGGCUGCCCACAGGAUGGAGGCAAUGAGGUGCCCAACAGCCUGUGUCCAAUACCAGGGCUCAGCACAGACCCUGCCCACACAGCACAUGCAGCCUCUGGGUGCUUGGACACUGAGCCAGCCCCUCCGUUUCAAACCAGGACAGGAAAUCGUGGCUACAGCAGAGCCAUGGGCCAGGGCCACCUCACUGCUGGUACUGGGAUUUGGAACACCUGCCUUUGGGGGGCAAUCUGGGGCUGAAAUAUUAUCACCUGGGGCUUCCCUGCUCUGCAGGUUUGUUCUGCACGAAGCGCCAGCACAGAGCCUUCAGGGUAGGAAACACUUGUUUUUAAAGCACUCUUAGAUUUAGGGUCUCCUUUUCCCAUUGUAAGGUAGCUGGGUUGCUCAUGAGGAUGCAGUAGGAGGGGGUUGUAUUUUUGGGAGUUGUUUGUGGGAUUUUUUUUCCACCAUAGCCUUGGCACAUAAAACAUUAGAGGGGAGGCAAACCCAUAUCUGUGUUAGGGCUCCAGCACUGCACAGUUUGUGGCUGGCUGGAGGGAAAGGCUGUGGUUUCCCUGGCUUCCCCAUUAAACCUGCAUCACCCCAGCAUCCCCAUGGCUGCUCUGCAGUGUCCCAGCACCACACAGCCCAGCCAUGGCAGGUGGCACUCACAGACAUCUCAGAGGUGGUGGUGGAUGGGGUCAGGGCCUUGAGGGGUGUAUUUUUUAACAGGGCUUGGUAGGGAGGAAGCUGAGGCAGAGCAGUUUUCUGGCAUUGCUGUGGCAUUGACAGCGAGUCCUAAAAAUAAAUAGGGUUGGGAAGGGGUUCUGGGGGAGUGGGGGUGGUGGGUGUGCCAGAUGGGGCACAGCCCUGCUGAUGGCAGCCCUGGGCUGCAGGGACACGGGGCUGGGCCACAGCCCCUGCUCACAGCUCCCAGCCAGGAGCACAGGAGCUUGGUGAGGAUGUUUACAUGUUAGACCAGCCUUGCUAAAAGCAGAGACCUAAAAAUGCACUUUAUCACGUGCCCCCUUAUUCUCAAAGCCCCCCCAGCCACUGGCCUCGCUGCUGGUGGGUGGGGGCUGCACAGUCCCAGGCACUGCCUCAAAGCAGAGCCUUGUUUUCUCAACAUGUUCCAAAGGACAAAAUCCCACCGACCCUUUCUGGGGCUUGCUUGGUCUUUGCUCAGUCUGCCUCCAGCCAAGGGCAAGGCUGAGUCAGGGCCAGGGGGGUUUUGCCUUAUAUUGUCACUCUCAAAAAAACAGAUGGAUAAAAGAUGUCUUUAUUCAGGUUGAUUUGUAUUUGUUUACCUCGGUGUUAGCUAUGACCUGUGCUUUUAUGACUCAUUUGGAAUUGAGGGUUGCUGGUAGGUUUUGUUCAUGCCCCCCCAGCCUCCUAGAAGAAAACAAAAGUGUGACUUGUUGGUGAUGAGCAGAGGGCAGGGACGUGACUGAUGGCAGCAGGGUUGGCCUCCAGUGUCGGUGUUGACCUAUCAGUCAUAAAUGUUCUGAGGUUUUCUAGUACACAAAUACCUAUAUACCAUAAAUAUAUAUAGAUAUACGUGUUUUUAAUGUACACUUAUAUGUAUGCAGAUGUAUAUCUAUAUAUAAAUAUAUAUAGGCCACACAAUUCCAGACCUCUGAAAACACAGGCAGCUUUAAAUAAUAAAGUCUUGCACUUUUAGCAUAUUUGUACAUAUAAGCUAAAGCCUGGUGGGUAUAAUCAGGCUGAUUUGACAAACACAAUGAGGAGUUACUGUAUAUAUUGUAUAUAGUCCACGCAAGGAAAAAAAAAAAGAAAAUAAGAAAAACUCUAGAAUUGAGUAUAAAUCUUGGUUUAUUUUAUAUGAUGUUGAAUAUAAAUACAUUUAUAAAUGUUAUUAUUCUUAAAAGUAUUUUGUAAUGGGAAAAAGUAAGUGUCUUAUGAAGAUGAACAGUAAAGAUUUUAUUCUUGUUUUGAAUCUAUGUCCCUGCACAGCUCCAUUGAAUUGGAGCCCAUGCAUUUUGACAAGCUUUAAACAGAUUGUACAUCGUAUUUAAAAAAAAAUUAAGAAGAAAUAAAAUAAUACUUGUAGGACCUCUUA